Acanthochromis polyacanthus (spiny chromis) is the source of this 917-nucleotide messenger RNA. Its product is annotated as immunoglobulin kappa light chain-like. The record is from RefSeq and is a predicted model, not a curated record. Lineage: Eukaryota; Metazoa; Chordata; Actinopteri; Pomacentridae. Gene Ontology annotation, biological process: immunoglobulin production; immune response.
AUGACUCUGAUCUGUGUCCUCAUCUGGACUCUCCUCUGCUGCUGCUUCACAGAGUCCAGAGGACAGACCACAGUGACUCAGUCUGGAGCAGUGAGCUCUGCUCUGGGAGUUGUCACCAUCAGCUGUAAGACCAGUCAGAAUGUGUAUUAUGUUUCAGUUCAUGAGUUAGCCUGGUACCAACACAAAGAUGGACAACCUUUGAAACUGCUCAUUUACUUUUCCAAUGCUCGAGCAUCAGGGAUUCCAGAUCGAUUUACAGGCAGAGGAUCUUAUUCUGACUUCAGUCUGAUCAUCAGUGGAGUCCAGGCUGAAGAUGCUGCAGUUUAUUACUGUCAGAGUUCUCACAUGAUCAACAGACAGCGUGUUGUAUCACUGUUGUGGACUUUUGGUGGAGGAACCAGACUGGAUGUUGGAAGUGUUGUCCGUCCUACCCUGACGGUGCUGCCCCCCUCCAGUGAGGAGCUGCAGCAGGGGAAGGCCACGCUCAUGUGCCUGGCCAACAAGGGCUUCCCCUCAGACUGGAGUCUGUCCUGGAAGGUGGACGGCAGCAGCAGCAGCUGCAGCAGCAGCAUGAGCUGGGAGGAGAGCCCCGGGGUGCUGGAGAAGGAUGGCCACUACAGCUGGAGCAGCACCCUGAGGCUCCCUGCAGACCAGUGGAGGAAGGUGGUCUCUGUGAGCUGUGAGGCCACCCAGGGCUCCCAGACUCCACUCUCAGAGACACUGAGGAGAGACCAGUGUUCCCAGUCCUGACUCACUCACUGGGACUCUCAUACUGGUCUGACUCUGUUACUGCUCUCUGUUUAGCUCUCUGUAAUUCUCUCUCUUUUUUUAAAUCUUUUUUUCUUUUAAUUAAUUUUUCAGACUAAACAAAGAUUAUAACAGCUAUAUCUUCCUCUUCAUAAUGAUACAGUUUAUGU